Molecule: messenger RNA, 5714 nt
Organism: Hippocampus comes (tiger tail seahorse)
Lineage: Eukaryota; Metazoa; Chordata; Actinopteri; Syngnathiformes; Syngnathidae
Gene: sec24c
Product: SEC24 homolog C, COPII coat complex component
Exons: 25
Coding region: 193-3873 (1226 amino acids)
Biological process (GO): endoplasmic reticulum to Golgi vesicle-mediated transport; intracellular protein transport; COPII-coated vesicle cargo loading
Cellular component (GO): endoplasmic reticulum exit site; COPII vesicle coat
Molecular function (GO): zinc ion binding; SNARE binding
Source: RefSeq, a predicted model, not a curated record
ACGUGGCAUACCGCUGCAGCACUUCCGCUGAAUGUCCGCUUCUCACCCCAAGAAGGGAUUAGGGAGAAACACACGGGAACGACAUCCAUUUUUCCUUUAGCCCCCCUGUCGCUUAGCCGAUUUACGGUUCGCCACGAGCACAGGGACGCCUUACUUUUCACAAUACUCCGGAGAUUUCGGGAUGAACUGAAGAUGAAUGUAAACCAGCACACUCCCAUGGCCUCUCCUUAUGGCCAGCCUCAGCCUGGUUACGGGCAGCCCGCCUUUGCACCCUUGGACACCGGCUACCCGCCUCCCUACGCACCUUACAACGGCCCUGUGUCAGCCUACCAGACUGGAGAGCCACCACAAGGUUAUUCAUCUUUCACCACCUUCCCCUCUAAGGCUGCGCCAGCCAACCCCAUCUCAGAGCUCUCCUCUCCCCUUGACCUAGGUCACGGAAGGGCUCCUCCCACUUCAGGGCCACCGCCGGUAUCGGCCCCUCAAGCGUACAAUCAGUAUGGGGGUCGGCAUCAGAGCGACAUGCAGAAUGGCCCCCCACCUAUGACACAGGCACCCCCAAGGCCAGUUGUGUCCCAGUCAUACAACCAAGAAAGGGUCAAUCUGUCGGGCCCACCCUCUUCUUACCCCCAACACUAUGGAUCCCCACCCGCAAUGUCACACGUCACCAGCCAAAUGAGCGGCAUGCAGAUUAACUCAGGGCUGCCGAACACCGCCGGGCCCGGAUAUGCACCACCUCACAGCUCCAAGCCUCCCGUCAGUAAUUCCUUCUCAGCCGCACCUCCCGCCACCUACACGCAAGCUCUGCCCCCAGCGUUGUCCGCGCCCACUCAGGCGCCGCCUACUGCUUCUCAACAGUACUACGGAGGCCCCCCUCCUGCCUCCCAGCCGCCAUUCAAUUCGUCUCUGCCUCCGACUUCUCAGCAGCCUUUCACCUCCCCCGCUCCUCUUCCCCCAUCCAAUCAGCCAUCCUUUGCUCCUCCUCCCUCGUAUUCGGGACCCCCGCCGGCUCAGGCUCCCUCCCCGUCGAUGUCACAACCUCAACAGUCCUUCCCCCCCACUCAGUCUGCCUUCUCCUCAGCCCCUCAGGGCUCUUUCCCUCCAAGAGCGCCCCCUCCCACCUCCUCGCAGUAUCCUCCUCCUCCGACGUCAACCCCUUCCGGGCAGUACCCAGGCCCCUUGCCGCCUCAGCAGCAACCCCCUUUCUCCUCAGGUCCCUUUCCUUCCAGACCCCAAAUGCCUCCGACGUCUAUGUCUCAGAGCAACCACUUGCCUCCAGAAUCACAGGGCCCGCUAGGCCCUCCUGGACCACUGCAGCAAAUGCCCCCACCCCAGCAUGCUAUGCCAGGAGGGUACCCUCCCCAACAGAACGGUGCAUUUGGGCAGGUAAGAGGGCCUCAGCCCGGCUUCACAGCCCCUUAUCCUGCCCAACCGAAUUACGGCGCUCUGGGACCAGCACCGGGCCCUGCCCCAUCGACACAGAAAAGACUGGACCCAGAUGCCAUUCCUAGCCCUCAAGCGUCUGACAUGCCGACCGUGCAGAAAUCAAGACAUAGAAUAGACCCAGACGCUAUCCCCAGCCCAAUCCAAGUAAUCGAGGAUGACAAGGCCAAGAGCACUGAGCCGUUCAGCACAGGCGUCAGGGGUCAAGCGCCGCCACUGGUCACCACAGACUUCCACGUCAAAGACCAAGGGAAUGCCAGCCCCAGGUUUAUUCGCUGUACAGCCUACAACAUUCCCUGCACGGCAGAUAUGGCCAAGCAGUCUCAGGUGCCGUUGGCUGCCGUCAUCAAGCCGCUCGCCACGCUGCCGGCGGAUGAGACGCCGCCAUACCUGGUGGACCACGGCGAAGGAGGUCCCAUCCGUUGCAACCGCUGCAAGGCCUACAUGUGUCCGUACAUGCAAUUUAUUGAGGGAGGCCGUCGCUUCCAAUGCGGCUUUUGCUCUUGUGUCACAGAAGUUCCUCCUCAUUACUUCCAGCAUCUGGACCACACUGGGAAAAGAGUGGACUUCUAUGACAGACCGGAGCUUUCGCUGGGCAGCUACGAGUUCCUGGCUACCGUCGACUACUGUAAAAACAACAAGAUCCCUCAGCCUCCAGCCUUCAUUUUCCUCAUUGACGUGUCCUACAACGCCGUCAAGAGCGGCAUGGUCGGCAUCGUCUGCCAAGAACUCAAGGCGCUCCUGGACCGGCUGCCCAGAGAGAACCCAGACUUGGACUCGACGGUGCGAGUAGGUUUCGUUACCUACAACAAGGUGCUCCACUUCUACAACGUCAAGUCCAGCCUGGCCCAACCUCAGAUGCUGGUGGUCUCGGACGUGUCGGAAAUGUUCGUGCCACUGCUGGACGGUUUCCUCGUCAAUGUUGGGGAGAGCCGGCAGGUCAUCGAGAGUUUGCUCGACCACAUCCCGGAGAUGUUUGCAAACACCCGAGAGACGGAGACCGUCUUUGGACCCGUCAUACAGGCCGGACUGGAGGCGCUCAAGGCAGCAGAUUGCGCAGGGAAGCUGUUUGUCUUCCACACUUCGCUGCCCAUUGCCGAGGCCCCCGGAAAAUUGAAGAACAGAGAAGAUAAAAAGUUGAUUGGAACUGAUAAGGAGAAGUCUCUGUUUCAGCCUCAAGUGAGUUUUUACAACACGCUGGCCAAAGAAUGCGUGGCACAGGGAUGCUGCGUGGAUCUCUUCCUCUUCCCCAACCAGUAUGUGGAUGUGGCGACGCUCGCCGUGGUCCCCGUCUCCACUGGAGGCUCGGUCUACAAGUACACUUACUUCCAGGCGCAGUCGGACCAGGAGAGGUUCCUGAAUGACUUGAGACGAGACGUUCAGAAGCCGAUUGGCUUCGAUGCUGUCAUGAGGGUUCGAACCAGCACUGGAAUACGAGCGACAGACUUCUUCGGCUCGUUCUUCAUGAGCAACACUACCGACGUGGAGCUUGCCGGGCUUGACUGCGACAAGGCGGUCACGGUGGAGUUCAAGCACGACGACAAGCUCAGCGAGGAGACCGGGGCGCUCGUGCAGUGCGCCGUGUUGUACACCAGCUGCGGCGGCCAAAGGCGCCUGCGUGUCCACAACAUGGCCGUCAACUGCUGCUCCCAGCUGUCCGACCUGUACCGCAAUUGCGAGACGGACACAAUCAUCAACUUCCUCUCCAAAUAUGCUUUCCGUGGCAUCUUGAACAACCCCACGAAGGCGGUGAGGGACACGCUUGUCAACCAGUGCGCUCAGAUCCUGGCCUGCUAUCGCAAGAACUGCGCCAGCCCCUCGUCGGCUGGUCAGUUGAUCCUCCCCGAGUGCAUGAAGCUGCUGCCCGUCUACCUUAAUUGCGUGCUGAAGAGCGACGUGCUGCUGCCCGCCGCCGACGUGUCGUUGGACGACAGGGCCUACUUACGACAGCUCAUCAGCGGCAUGGACGUGUCGGAGACGCACGUCUUCUUCUACCCGCGCCUGCUGCCGCUGAUGAAGCUGGAGAGCGGCUCAUUGCCGGUGGCGGUGCGGGCGUCGGAGGAGAGGCUAUCCAAAGGCGGUGUGUACCUGCUGGAGACGGGCCUGCACCUCUUCCUGUGGGUGGGGGCCAACGCGCAGCAGGAGCUGCUGCUCAACAUUUUCGGGACGUCCAGUUUCGGCCAGAUCGACACGACAAUGACGUCUCUGCCUGUUUUGGAUAAUCCUUUCUCACAAAGACUCAGAGACAUGAUCGACUCCUUCAGAGCCCAGCGGUCACGAUACAUGAAGCUGAUGUUAGUGAAGCAGGAGGACCGCUCGGAGCUCAUAUUCCGACACUUCCUGAUGGAGGACAAGAACGUGAGUGGCGGCGCGUCCUACGUGGACUUCCUGUGUCACAUGCACAAGGAAAUCCGCCAGCUCCUCAGCUAGACGCUGCCGCCACCAUCUUCUCCUUCCCUCCUCUUUCUCCUCCUUCCUGUUUUUUUUUUUUAACUGAAUAAACUCCUCAUUGUGGAGCGCCGCAGCUGGCAGAUUACAUCGUGUGUGUGUGUGAGGAAAUGUGUGUGGGUGUGAGAUAAUCUGAUGUUAAUAGAGCUUCACUCCGCCUCAAAUUGACUGCGGGGGAGGAGGAUGAGGAGGGAAGGUGAUGUAUGUAUAUGUAUACACACACACACACACACACACACACACACACACACACACUGAAGAAAAAUGUAUGCAACAAGACUGUAUGUAUUGAUUGACUAGCACUGACUAAAGGCUGUUUAAAGCACCCUUUCCCAUACAUGGCUUUUUAUAUAGAAUCCAAUCCCGUUAUAUCGGAAGUCUCCAUAAUAGCAAGACACCAGUGGAAUCAAAUAAAUGCUGUAACCUGAUCUCCGCCGCCCCCCUUUUAAUCAUUGCCUUAUAGCGAGCCGCUUCCUCUGUUUGUGUGCGUGUCUGUCACUGUAUUGAAAAAUAAGUUCACGUCAGCGUCUCAAUGGCUUUUUGCUUUUCAUUCGGCACGCAUUUAAUCCCAAAAUUUUACGAUGGUUCAUAAUUCUCGUUUUGACUAACCCAUAAACGCCACAGUUAAAAUGUUAAGUCUUUAAAUACCACCAAAAUCGAGCAUUAUCUCUAAUAAUUGUGGUUUCGAGGCGUACCUCAUGCCGUGUCUUCGCUUUUCCAGACUUAAUUAGAAUUUUCAAUUGACACGCAGAGGUUUCAUGACGACCGCUGUGUUUGAGUGUACCCAAUGAAAAGUCCCCUCUUUGAUAGCCAGCGCUCGUUUAAUUAUGCCACAGGAGAAGCAUGACCUUAUGUAAACACCCUUGUGUUGGAUCGAAUGAGCUUGUGCGGGAGUACCUAAUGAAGUGUCCUCGAUAAUGUGAUAAUUAGAGUAUUGCUCAUCGAAUAAUGCCACAAAAAAACGCAUUGUCUUUUGUACGGUUCCCUUGGGUUAGGCUCCAUGAUGUGUGCCCAAUGGAAUUUCUCAAUUUGAAACUCGGAGGCAACCUCUCAACGUUAACGUUUCAUAAUGCCACCAAAACGAGCCUUUUCUUUUGUAAAGCCCCCUUGUUUGAUUGUACAUUGGUGUAUCAACUGAGGUGUCCACUUGGCACAUGGAGGCAAGCGCAAUAAUUAGCAUAUUUUCAUUUAAUAAUGCUAUGAAAAAAAAAACUAAGCCUUGUAUUUACGGUAGGUCCCAUUAGAGGUGUACCAAAUGAAGAGUCCUCAUUUCAUGUGAGGAAGUGUACAGGUGCGGGGCCGUCCUGCGCUCUAAUUUCUGCACGGCAUGAUUAAAGCGGACGAAUGGACCCGUGCCGAACAGUCUAUGUUUAUAUAUAAAUAUCUCAAAUAUAUAUAAUCUGUACAGAAUUCAUAGAGAAAAAGGCUUCUAAUCCAAAUGUGAUGGGUUUUUGUUUUUUUUUUUGGCCAUCGCAAAUAUAAAAAUUGUGGCUUUUACUAAUGAACGGGCGUCAAUGUCAAGACUGACUUCUUUUGAUGAGUGAGCGCAUGCGUGUGUCGGUCCUAGUGAACUUUCUCUUGAGGAACAGAGGGACCCGCUAACAAACCCACCAAAUUCAAGUCAAAAUCACUGAUUGUUCCUUUUCAAAAAUAUGUAUAAAUGCGUUUGGUGUGUGUGUGAAGCCCUUUGUUCUGUUGACUUGAUUGAGCCACCGUCUUCACUGUAAUCUUCAUUGUUUUUGUUCCUUUUUCUGUUUUCUCCUUUAUCAUUGCUCUUGGGACUGCAAAUAAAAAAAAAUGCUUGUUUCAAAAGUGAAAUUCAA